CGUGUGAAAAUGUUUGCCGUUAAACCACCACUUAAGGCGUAUUUGGAUGAACUCGGGUGAGGAUCGCUGGUCAAGGGUCAUUACACACUGCUGGGUAAGCCUAAUGCUCGAUUGUGGCUCAGCUUCAGUGUAUGAUAGCAGCUAACUACACCGCCGUAGCUGGUGAUCAAGGAUAGCGUGUGACCUUCAUUGGAUUAACUUCAAAUAGUUAUGCUACAGUUGAGCGUGGACAAAAAGUGCUCCAAAGAUCGUGGCCAGCAUGCGGCACAACCGAAUUAGUCAACUGACGAUUUUAUUGCUAUAGUAGUCGCGGUAAUGUAGCAGAAACAACAGCAAGAACGGCCUAAGUCGAAGGACUCUGUCUCGCAGCGGCCAAAGCUAUGGGGACUGAUUCGCCCUGCGUCCGAACUUACCUACAGAAUUUAUCUUCGUGUGCUAAUUGAAAACCCUUCAAUCCCCUGGUCUUCACUUCGGUAUCGUUUUGGUGCCGCUGUUGCUGCUGCCCCGUAAUGAUCAGUUCUCGCCACUAUUCGCUGAUUUUAGGUGAAGAGGUUGGGUAAUUUGCGUUUGUUUAUAUGUGUGUAUCUCUGUAUGUUUGUGUGAACGUCCCCGCCUUCCCCCCACUUAUAGCUAUUCGAAAGGCUUAAAAAGUUGGUUGGCGCCCUUGUUGUCCCUAUGCGACGGCUGUCGAACGGGCUGAUAAUGAAGGAAGCCGACCUUUACAAUCGUAUCGUUCAUCCGCCGUUGAAUUUUAUUUAUUCUACAUUAAUCGCUAGAGGACGACCAUUGACUACCCGUAGCAUACCGUUAUACUAAACAAUGAAGUAGCCUGUUUGCCUGGAUCUUUUGCAUAUCAGAUGUUUAGUGUGCAUAUCCUCCUUUCUUGCAUUUUGCUACUGUUGCUGCCACUACUUUGCCAUCAGUAAGUGGUAAUACGAGCAGAAGCGGAAAGUGUGCAGUUGGAUGGUCCAUAUAAUACUGUAGUUCUCCUUCGUUUUUACGGACACAACAGCACUGGCAGCAACGAUAGUGUGGGAUUACGAAGCGGACCGCCGUUACUCCUUUCCCACAUGUGCGCGAAGCGUGUGCGUUUAUUGGACCUUGGUUAUGUGCGAUCUCUCCCGGUUAACGCCGCCAGAAUUCGGGACUAGUGUUUCAGUGGAUCGGCGAACCCGAAGCUAUUCGGUUGAUGCAUCGAGACGUUACGGAAGCAUCGGAGCUUGUCCCCCCAUGGUGGCUCUUAUCGAGCUAGGCUUAGUCAAUUAGUAAUUUGCGAUUCGAUAUCUAGGACACUAUAUCAACAACGUGAUACCAAAUUCUAUAUGGACGUUUGAAAAACAUUAGAAAGUUCUUUGAAGAAAGUUUUGUGAUUGUCAAAAAUUGACGACUUUUUGAGUCGACAGUGCACCAGUGAUACAACAAAUUGCCAUGGCUCCUCAUGUUGAGACCGAAACCUCGAUGCACGAGAUUAAAACGACCACAAUCCAUGAAAUUCCCGAGCGUCCCGCUACCCCGCCGCCACGCGAACGAGCACUAGAAAUUCUUAAACUAUGCACUGUGUCCGACAUCUUUCGAACCGUUGGAUAUUAUAUUAAUCCCGAAAUGGUCGCCAAAGUCAACGGAGUCGUCACGUUCAACAUUGAAGGCGAACCUGCACCAUGGUUUGUUGAUUUGAAGAAUGGAACUGGUUGCUUCGGGCAAGGCGUCUGCCCUUAUCCUGUUGACUUGCAGCUCUUCAUGACCUCCGAAGUGUUUUUACAGCUUUUCAAGGGGGAAAUCAACCCCAAACUUGCUUACAUUUUUGGCUAUUUUAGCCUCUCCGGGAGCAUUUUCUGUGCUAUCCGACUCGAAAGUCUUAUGUGGGCUGUGCGGGAGUAUUAUGGCUUGGUCUAGCCAACUUCUUCGAAAGCGACUAGUCGAGCCACAGCGGUACGACUAUGAAAAGUGGAUACGCCAUAUGAGUUGAACGUGACCACCAACUCAGAGGGGUGUGAUUUCACCUGGAACCCCAAUACCGGAACACGUAAGCACCUAUAAACUGUACAGAAACAGCUACAUUAGGAUGUGUUUGUAGAUCCGUAUUAGAUCACAAACUAGAGCACUUUUUGGAGUGAUCGCUACUCCUUACAGGCACGACGAAUAGUAAACCAAUAUAGCACGAAACUACUAGCUUUAACUCCCGCAGAAGCUGCCUGUUCAAAUGCAGGAGAAACUGACGGCAGACUAGAACGAGAAGUCAAGAUUCCCAUGCUUUACGAGUAAACUUUGAUUAAUAUUGUGAUAUAAUCAAUCAUUUCAACGAACGAGCCGGUUGGCAUUUUGUUAACUGAUUGAUGUUAUGUGUGAAAAAUUGGCCAACAUUUCGAAAAUACACACGGUUACCACCACUAGUAGGAAAGCAGCAUCAGUGACUGACGAGGUGAUGAACUAAUAUUGCUCAACUGAUAUCAACUAUUUGAUGGUGCGUUUAAUACGGAAUAGACUCGAAGCUGGACUACGUUAGUAUAAAUUGUUAAAUCGCUUAUUCGGUGAAAACGAGCACUAAAUCUUCGAAAAUGGCGCGUUGAUCUAAACAGGACAUCAAUGAAAUUCAUUGAAACUGUUGAGUUAUCAGUAAUACAUUAUCAAUAAACGUACUCAGCUUCAUCUAUAGCUCAUCGUACAGGUUAACUUCUUCCUUACUAUAUUUGGUUCUUCACACUAGAAGAAGGUACAUGGUUUAACUAGCAGGUAUAUCCUAUAGUUUCGCUGUGCGAAUGAUUAGUAGCAUUCAAUAUAAGUUUAAUUAUUAUGGCAAUUUUACUAAACCACAGGUCUUCGCACGGUAGGAUAUCAUCGGUACCAGUGUUGAGCAUAAAACGUGCUUCUCAAAAUAUUCUCAAUCCUUUUGAUGCGUAAUUCAUUUUGAUUACAUGAAUAGAGUUUUUACGGACGGUUCUUUUUUAAUACUCGUACAUACAAAUACGUUUGCCAAAAAUCUACCGCUGUUGUUCGAUCGAGUGCAGACCCUGAUCUUUGACGAAUUCUCAGAUUUAGGCUGAAGGGGAUAAUUAAGUUGUUGUAUUAAAUUAAAUGUUGAAACGUCCAAUAUCUCGUUGUUGAAAGUAUGGAUUUGGUGUUCCACUUGGAACCGCACAUUUGUAAAUGACUUAAUGAACUCCCUGUAAAUAAAUGCUCCAAUCCUGA
Molecule: messenger RNA, 3186 nt
Organism: Varroa destructor (honeybee mite)
Lineage: Eukaryota; Metazoa; Arthropoda; Arachnida; Mesostigmata; Varroidae
Product: hydroxysteroid dehydrogenase-like protein 2
Source: RefSeq, a predicted model, not a curated record